Phialemonium atrogriseum is the source of this 1649-nucleotide messenger RNA. RefSeq names its product putative iron transferase. The record is from RefSeq and is a predicted model, not a curated record. NCBI's taxonomy places the organism in Eukaryota, Fungi, Ascomycota, Sordariomycetes, Cephalothecales, Cephalothecaceae. Gene Ontology annotation, biological process: iron ion transmembrane transport. Bases 379 to 1479 code for a protein of 366 amino acids. The transcript has 4 exons. Gene Ontology annotation, molecular function: ferrous iron transmembrane transporter activity. Gene Ontology annotation, cellular component: high-affinity iron permease complex; plasma membrane.
CACACCCUCCCGUUUAUUGUGCCAGUGGGGUCCUGGCGUCGGCGAAGAGGGGAGGCAGAGUGUUUCGUCUGCGUGACUCAAGUUUAAACACCCCCGUCCGCCCCUGGUACAUUUUUUUUCGAUAGUUCUUAUCAGAUGGACUGAUAAUCGUCCGUCCUCCCGCUCCUUUUUGCCGAGAUCGGGGGUCCAUUCUUUGCUGGCUCUAUAUUUACCGCACUCUUGGUUGUUUCGCCCGGUAGUGAGCGUGUGUACAUACUACUAGGGUUUCCUUCUUGACGAGGGCAAUUUACACCUGAGUCUAUUGCUUCGCGCGUCGCACCACUCCCAGCUCUUCAGGUCAACUAGGAGAGACAGCGCUGGCUGGACCUUCUCAUCACAAUGACGGUUAACGUCUUCUCCGUUCCCGUCUUUCUGAUUGUCUUUCGGGAGACACUCGAGACAGUCAUCAUCAUAUCCGUCCUGCUUGCUUUCUUGAAACAAACUCUAGACGGGCCUGGGAGGGAUGAGAAGGUCUACAAGAAACUCGUUCGGCAGGUUUGGUUGGGCACAGGCAUCGGCCUCUUCAUAUGUCUCGUCAUCGCCGGCGCUCUGAUCGGCGUCUUCUACACACUUGGAUCCAACAAAUGGGAUAGCAGCGAGAAUGCAUACGAGGGCGCCUUCGCGCUCAUCGCUUCCAUCAUCAUUACCAUCGUCGGUGCCGCUCUCCUCCGUAUUGGUAAGAUGCAGGAGAAAUGGCGGCUCAAGCUCGCCGCUGCGAUGGAAGGCCCCGUCAAGACCAAUAGCACCAGGACCGGGCGGCUGAAGCACUAUGCGGAGAAGUACGCCAUGUUUGUACUGCCAUUCAUCACGGUACUCCGGGAGGGCAUCGAAGCCAUCGUCUUCGUCGCUGGUGUAUCCUUCUCGGCCACCGCCAAAUCAGUUCCCCUCCCCGUCGUCAUCGGCUUGCUGGCUGGCGGCGUCGUCGGUUAUGCCCUGUACAAGGGAGGAUCGACCACGAAGAUGCAGAUCUUCCUUGUGUUUUCCACUUGCUUGCUUUAUCUCGUUGCCGCCGGGUUGUUCUCCCGCGCUGUUUGGGGCUUUGAGAUGCAUUAUUGGAAUAAGGCCCUGGGCGGUGGCGAAGCCGCUGAACUUGGCAAUGGCCCCGGGUCCUACGACAUCGAUCAAAGCGUCUGGCACGUCAAUUGCUGCAGCCCCGAAUUCAACGGCGGCGGAGGCUGGGGCUUCUUCAAUGCCAUCCUCGGAUGGACCAACUCGGCAACAUACGGCUCCGUCAUCUCGUACAACCUCUACUGGCUCGUUGUGAUCCUGGCAUUCCUGACCAUGCGAUAUCGCGAGGUUAAGGGGCACUGGCCACUGUUGAAGUCCAAGGUGGCACGGCAGGAGUCCGAGCCAAACAGUGAUGAAAGAGGAAGCGAGGUCAACUCGGAGACGAGAAGCAAAAUAGCGGCAACAGAGAAAGCCAAGGAAGUUAAAGCCUAAGGUCCAAGGAGGUAAACCUCGCCGCGUAGACGGUGGAGGCAGCCAGACUUGAGCGAAUGAGAUAUGGUAGGGGUGGAAACUGGGAAGAAACAAAUCGUGUAUAGGGGGGGAUAAAGGAAGAAGUCGAUUGUAUUUCUCGAUAUACCCGGAGAAUGAGACACGUUCAGCAC